Molecule: messenger RNA, 1902 nt
Organism: Heterocephalus glaber (naked mole-rat)
Lineage: Eukaryota; Metazoa; Chordata; Mammalia; Rodentia; Bathyergidae
Gene: Armc6
Product: armadillo repeat containing 6
Biological process (GO): hematopoietic progenitor cell differentiation
Molecular function (GO): protein binding
Source: RefSeq, a predicted model, not a curated record
UGCAGUUGCAGUCAUCCUUGGUUACUCCGGGAGCGAUCUGCCUGGCUAACGGAGGCGGAGGCGUCGCGGCCCCACUGCGCCUGCGCACCUACGGCGGCCGGAAGGGGCCGGAGCCAAAGCGGCGGAAGACAGCUGCGAGCCCCACCCUUUCCUCCCGUGGCUGCCACAACCUGCUGUAGGCACAGAUGGCCUCCCGGCACAUCACCCAGAACACCUUUGAUGCGGCCGUGCAGGAGAACAUGGAGGAGUUUGAAAUGGGGCCGGAGGAAGCCGUGCAGGAGGCUGUGGAGCAGUUUGAGUCGCAAGGCGUUGAUCUGAGCACCAUUGUGAAGGCUGUGCCGAAGGCCUCUGCCCAGGGAGCCCUGGAGCCCACGCAUGCUGUGUGCCAGACCCUCGAUGACCUGCUGGAGGCCGUGGCUGGCUCGCACCCCCAGGAGGCAGUGGCCCACCUGGCGCGCUUCUGCGACCAGUGCCGUGAGCACAGGGCCUGCCGCUUCCUGGCAGCCCAGAAGGGGGCCUACCCCGCCAUCCUGGCCGCCUGCAAGCUGGCAGCCCCGGGCGACCAGGGCCUCCUGCUCCCGGCCCUCAGUGCCCUGGCGGCGCUCACCGAUGGCCAGCCUGACCUCCUGGAUGCCGACGGCCUGCGGCUGCUGCUGACCACCCUGGCCCAGAACACCGAUGUGGCCGACGUGACCUGCUCUGGGCUCCGCUGCGUGCGCCACGCCUGCCUGAAGCACGAGCAGAACCGGCAGGCCCUGGUGAAGGCAGGUGCGCUGCCCCUGCUGACCGGCGCCAUCGCCCGGCACAGCCACCACGCCGACGUGGUCAGGGAGGCCUGCGGGGCCCUGCGUGUCAUGACCUUCGAUGACGACAUCCGUGUGCCCUUCGGCCACGCCCAUGACCACGCCAAGAUGAUCGUGCAGGAAAACAAAGGCUUGAAGGUCCUCAUCGAAGCCGCCAAAGCCUUCCGCGGCAACCCUGGCGUCCUGGGUGAGCUCUGCAGCACCCUGGCCUGCCUGGCCGUGCGCAAUGAGUUCUGCCAGGAGGUGGUGGAUCUCGGGGGCCUCGAUGUCCUGGUGACCCUGCUGGCCAGCUGCAACAACCACCAGGACCUCGUGAAGCAGGUGCUGAGCGCCCUGCGAGCCAUCGCAGGCAACGAUGACGUGAAGGACAGCAUCGUGCGCGCUGGCGGGACAGAGGCCAUCGUGGCUGCCAUGACCCAGCACCUGGCCAGCCCCCAGGUGUGUGAGCAGAGCUGCGCGGCCCUGUGCGUCCUGGCGCUGCGCAAGCCAGAGAACAGCCGGGUCAUCGUGGAGGGCGGCGGUGCCCUGGCGGCCUUGCAGGCCAUGAAGGCGCACCCGCGGGAGGCCAGUGUGCAGAAACAGGCCUGCAUGCUCAUCCGCAACCUGGUGUCCCGCAGCCAGGCCUUCUCCAAGCCCAUCUUGGACCUGGGGGCCGAGGCGCUCAUCACGCAGGCGCGGGCAGCCCACCAGGACUGCGAGGACGCAGCCAAGGCCGCCCUGCGGGACCUGGGCUGUCGCGUGGAGCUCCGGGAGCUGUGGACGGGGCAGAAGGGGGAUCUGGCACCGUGACCCUGCCAGUGUGGGCUGUGACCUUGGGUGAUUCACAGGACUCGGGGAGGCCCAGCUCCGCCCCCACGGCCCCUGCCCCACCCGUGUGGCACCCCCUCUGUCACAGAGCCUGUCUGUGCAUUUCUUGGGGCAAAGGGCACGUCUUCCCACCUGACUCCCGGCGAGUGCCUGCUGCUGGCUCGGCUCCUGGUUCCGCUCCUACGGGCCCUGUGACCCUGCUCCAGGGUUUCUCCCUGUAAAUGGGUCUCAGGUGUCCAGCUGUGUGCGGCAGCGUGGUAUCCAGUAAUAAAGGUCAUUGGUGGAUGUUGGA